UCCUCUUCCAACAACAAUAAAUCAUAGAAAGAGCUGAUGGUACAUACUUAAUGUGUUCUCUCGCCUUGUCUUUACUGCUCCACGGAGGCUCUGAUAACAAACCCAUAAAAAUUGGUGGUGUGGGGGGGGGUGGAUUAAGGAAUUUAGGCAGCUGGCAGCCCAUGAAACACUUGACAGAAAUGAUUUCAGACUUCUGCAAUGAAUACCCCUUUUGAUUUCAUGCCCUAAAGCUGCAAAAUGGCUAAUCGCAUUAUGCAGUGGCUGCUCACCUUGGCUCCAUCUCCACCUUCUUCCCAGAGCCUUGCAGACAGACAGAGCCUCACCUGUCUUUGAGAGAUGUGUGGGUUGAGCACCUUCAGGGGGGGCGGGGGUGUGUGUUUCUGUCUGGACCCGGGUGCGUCUGCUGGCCUUUGGGGGACUGGUCGUGGGUCGGAGAGGGAUUGUAGUGUAGGGGGAGAAGGGCAAACAGUUGUGAGGUUUCCAGGAUGGUGGGGCAGGGUGCCAAGAAGAGAAGCGUGGCAGGUUGCCAAGGCUGGGAACACACAGAGCCUUGUCUGAAGCCCGGGCAUGCACCCAGCACAGGUGCUGAAAAAGGCUGAGUGAAGGGAUAUAAAAAAAAAAAAAGGGAGGUAGGUCAAUCAAGAAAAGAAGGCACGCAGACACAUCUAGAAGAGUAGAUUGGGUUAGACUAUUAUAGUCUAGUGUUUGUGUUGGAUGGAAAGUUGUUUGCCAUUGUAAACCGAUGGGGUAAAAAAAAAAAAAGGGCCAGCAAGGCUAUCCCAUUUAGAGGCAGUGGGAGAAGGUGUCAUUUGUCUUCUGCAGGUGUCAUAAGGCUGACUGGAUUUGAUGGAUGUGAAGCCGAACCUGGCAGUUUAUUUCAUCUGCGUCACCCCUAGCGGCGGAUUAGAGACACAGUGAGGCUGUUGUGAGCUUUUCUUCCCCAGAGCUCCUAUUAUCACACUGAGCACUCGGAUUUUCCCCGUUUGACUUCUGUCACGUUUCGAGGCGUGUUGUUCGGUGUGGGUCACAAGAAAAAGCUCCUUGGCUGAGAAAAUAGGAAUCUACAGGCAGUUUCCCACCUCAUAAUAAAGCAACAUCCAUCCUUAAGAAAGCCAAGAGACCACGGCGGGGCAAUGUGACCUUUGACCAGGUGACGGUGUUCUUCUUCCCUCGGUGCCAAGGCUUCACCAGUGUUCCCAGUCGCGGAGGAUGCACUCUGGGCAUGAUGCAGCGCCACAGCGCGCUCCGCACAUACACGCUUGCGGAGUUUGCUGUGGAGCAGCGGCUUCUACGCCGGGAAAAAUUCCUCAACAGACUCAGGGAGGAGAAGCUGGAAGCUCUCAAAUUAAAGCUGACCAAGAACGGAACCCAGGAGAGUGAGGAGGCGGAGCAGCUGACGGUGGACGACAUCCCCGAGCAGGACAUCGACAUUAGCGGGGCCAACCUCGACGAAGGCUCUUUCCUCCAGCCUUACCCGUCGAAACGCCGCUACGCGCUGCUCAAAGCUGCCGGUGUGAAGAAGAUCGACAAGGAGGAGAAGAGGCAGCUGCAUGAGCUGAGGAUCUCCAGGGAGAACUGCGGCUGCGACUGCCAGGGCUUCUGCGAGCCAGAGACGUGUAGCUGCAGCCUCGCCGGCAUCAAAUGUCAGAUGGAUCAUUCCUCUUUUCCAUGUGGCUGCACCAAGGACGGCUGCGGAAACACAGAGGGUCGCAUCGAGUUCAACUCCACCAGGGUACAGACGCAUUACAUCCACACUAUCAUGAAGCUGGAGCUGGAGAAGAGGCUGGAGGAGCAGUCGAGCACAGAGGAGGAGGAGGAGGUGAACACAACGGCGGCCUCUGCCUCCGUACCGGCGGCGCCCUCCUUCCCCUUUAGCUCAGAACUGGCAGCAGCUGGAGAGAACAGUUGCAGCAGCGACAUGACGGACUUAUCAGACUCCUCGGGUCAGAGUGAGGACUCUGAGGCAGGCGAGAGCCCGUGUGAGCACCGAACCCAGCUGGAUGUGGACGAGAAAGGGCUGAGCCGUAUCCUCAGCUUCAGCGAAACAGAGAACUGCUCGAGAAGUAGCAGGGACGGUGGGGAUAAGAACAGUAAAGACACUUGCUGCCAGGAUCAACGGCAAGAGCAACAGCAGCCAUCUACAGAGACGUUUAGUAGCUUUAGCAUGGUGGACUUUGCCGACGAGAAUGACAAUAUAGACGCCGCACUGUUGGACUCUGCAGACGAUCACACAGACAAUCGAGCAACAGCCAUUUCAGAACUUUUGGAUGAGAACGCCAACCAGGGAAAUGCCCUAUUCCAUAGCAGUAGCGUGCCACACACACCCUCCCCUACCAUCGAUCGCUCGGCGAGCUACAACAUGGACCUGAGCCUCUCCUCGGAGUCGGACCUGGAGUUCUUUGACGGUUUCCCCUGCUUGGGGUCCAGCUCGCUCUACAACUCCCUCAAGGAGUACGAACACAUGGACAACUUUUUUCAGUUUCAGUUGCCUAGUUACCCCAGCUUCCCUGCGGCUAAUGACCCCGGGACCUGCCUCCUGGAGUCACUGAUUGGCCUUUCAGAGUCCGUCCCCGAACCCCCUGCCACAUUUACAGACAAUCAGCUGUUGGAGGAAGCCAUGAAAUUGUCUGUGAUGGAGUCUGUGAAAGUUUGACAAAACGUGAAAAUCUUUGGACAGUGCAAGUGGGGGAAAAAAAAGGGGGGGGGGGGUUGGGAGUGGACUGAUCAUGCACAUAAGAUGUCAAUGUCAACAUGUUUGAUUUUAGAGGAAGCUGUGAUUUCCCUCUUGCCUAAUAAAUGUUUAAAUUCCAGACUUGCCUUCAAAAUGUUAGCAAAGCAAUUUGGGAUUAAUGCUGUGUGAGAUGGCAGCUAGUGUUAAAAGUGAAAAGAUACUGAAUAGAGAUCAAUUUGACCAGGCCCAUAGAAAACCAAUGAUGGCUCUCAAUUCCUAAGAAAGCUCUUUUAACCAAACUAAUAUCACCAACCAUAUGCUAAACAGGAAAUCAACUUUUUAAUGGGGCCAGGUUGGGUAUCUCAACACAGCUGAAUGUGCACCUCAGGGAUUUUUUUCUAGCUUUCUAGCUUUUGGAGGCAAUGUAUGGUGACCAUUGCUGUGAUGGCCUUCAUAUGAAACCCCGAGUCAAAUCACAACAUAGUCCUGUUCAUGUCCUCCCUGUGGGCUUUACACCCAGGUGACUUGAGUAGGUGGGGGUCCUCCCUGUGUUGUAUCCUGAAGCUAGUGGACUCUUUCUCCUCAAGAUCUCUCCCAAGGGUCUUAUAUGGUACAAAAAAGAAAAUCCCUCUAAAAGCUCCUCGGUCAGCACUUUAUCUGUGAAAAUAGUUAUGUAUGAAUAGGCAUUGUUUUGGUUGUGUGGGGUCGAUUCAACAGUUCAACGCUAAAUUAUGGAGUUUCUUAUUUAUGAGCUGGGUAUCUAGAAAUAAUGGCUCAUACCAUUAAAAUCUGUAGCUGUAUUAUCUUUAUUACCUUUGUUUUAAAUUAUUUCCUUUUAUGAUUUUAAUUUUUAUUUAUUUCUGAUAAAGCCUACUUUCACUCAAGAAGCACUGUGGUUAUUUUCACCAGACAGUGCAAUCUUCCUUCCUUUUUUCCAUAUCACGUUUAGGCAUUGGUAUGGGAAAUGGGACCACAAGUCCAUCAGAAAGUAUUUAAUAUCUAUUCUCUUAUACAUUUAACUUUUUUUUUUUUUAGUAAGUUAUUAUGUCAUUAUUUCAUUAGUUAUUUAAUUUAAGACUUUUUGGCAAUAAAAAUGGGCUGUUGUGAAGUUUACUGGAUGUGCCUGCUUAUCAGGGGAGCCAUGCCUGCCAAUGGUGUGUGCACAGUGCUUCCAUUUAAGCUUUGGGACUGAAAACUGUGGAAUCUCCCUAAUCACUGAAACUAAAUUAUGGGUCUAUUGUAUUGCUGCCUAUAAUGUAACCAUAGAAAAUUACACUAAUAUUUUGUAACUAAUUUAUGUAGGUUGACAAAAGAAUUCUAAUCACUGACAAAUUGAAUAUUUUAUUAAGAAAUCAAAAUGAGUAAUUUUCAAUCCGGGACAACCUUUGUAAUAUAUGAAUUAUAGAGAAAUGUAUACUUAUGAAGGUUAUUGCUCUCUAGCAUUCUGAAGUAUUUUUCAUAGGCAGUCUUAUGGUUAGAUAUCUUAGCGAAAUGCCACUAAAACUGAGUAAAUUGAAACAGAUCAAUUUGAUUGUACUCUGAAUUUUUUGGAAGUCUGUGACUUGGGUUACAACAUGUUAUAAAUUACACAUGUAAAGGGAUUUGUGGAUAAAAACUGCAUAUAUUAUACAAUUUUUAUCGCACACGCAAAACCCUGCAAAUCGAAGAGUUGCCUCAUUAAUUACAGGACAAGACCUUUCAAAGGUGAUUGUGCUGUCACCUGUGUUGAGGGACACUAGAGAGUUGAUGUACAUAUCUCACCCUUUCUACAACUGUUUCAACAGCCUUUCUGGACCCUUUAGAAAUUAUGCAUGCAGGUCCUGUUUGUUAAAACUUGUUCUAAUUAAUUGUAUACUUUGAAAAGUGCAGAGUGCACAUUGGAAAUGUAUUAUUCGCUUUUUGCCUUUUUGAUUACUUUCAAAUCCAUCCAAUACAUGUUCUUAUGCCAUGAAGAGGGCACUGAUUUUUGCAAGCAAACAUUUGUUUCUCUUGUACAAAACAUCAAUUCUCAUGAAGAAAUGGCAACAGUGAGUGUUUUAUCAAUGUAAUGUAUUACAGUACAGCUUUUUUUAAUUUUAUUUUCAAAGAACGUGUCUUACUUUUUGCCUUUUGUGUUGUACAUAUUUCUGCUUGAAUGGUCCUGCAGAGCAAACAAAGCUGCUUUAUUUUUUACAUAUUCACACUUUAACCUGCUGUUCAAAAACAGUUUCUUUCAUCUAAGCCAUUUUGACAGCCUGUCCCUCCAAAUAAUAAUAAAAAAAAAAACAUUUUCUAAA
This is a messenger RNA of Seriola aureovittata, 4947 nucleotides long. It is a transcript of the gene csrnp1b, whose product is annotated as cysteine-serine-rich nuclear protein 1b. The coding region runs from base 1223 to 2653 and encodes 476 amino acids. Gene Ontology annotation, molecular function: sequence-specific DNA binding; DNA-binding transcription factor activity, RNA polymerase II-specific. NCBI's taxonomy places the organism in Eukaryota, Metazoa, Chordata, Actinopteri, Carangiformes, Carangidae. Gene Ontology annotation, cellular component: nucleus. The transcript has 4 exons. Gene Ontology annotation, biological process: regulation of transcription by RNA polymerase II. The record is from RefSeq and is a predicted model, not a curated record.